Molecule: messenger RNA, 834 nt
Organism: Carya illinoinensis
Lineage: Eukaryota; Viridiplantae; Streptophyta; Magnoliopsida; Fagales; Juglandaceae
Product: peptidyl-prolyl cis-trans isomerase CYP20-1
Exons: 7
Coding region: 97-711 (204 amino acids)
Biological process (GO): protein folding; protein peptidyl-prolyl isomerization
Cellular component (GO): intracellular membrane-bounded organelle
Molecular function (GO): peptidyl-prolyl cis-trans isomerase activity
Source: RefSeq, a predicted model, not a curated record
ACGUCUACACACCAAUUCCACUCCAUCGAUGCUUUAUUGAUUUCUCCGUUUUAGGCGGCGAAACUGGGAGUGAGGUUUUGCAGUGGAAGCUAAGAGAUGGCGAGGACGACGUCUAUUCUCCUCUGGACUUUAGUCCUCCUCGGAACCCUAGCUCUCAUCCAGGCAAAGAAGUCGAAGGAAGAAUUGAAGGAAGUGACCCACAAAGUUUUCUUUGAUGUUGAGAUUGACGGAAAGCCAGCCGGUCGAAUUGUGAUGGGGCUAUAUGGAAAGACGGUUCCUAAAACCGUAGAAAACUUUAGAGCGUUGUGCACAGGUGAGAAAGGCACUGGGAAGAGUGGAAAACCUCUCCAUUACAAGGGUAGCACAUUCCACCGGAUUAUUCCAAGCUUCAUGCUCCAGGGAGGUGAUUUUACACUUGGCGAUGGAAGGGGUGGAGAAUCAAUCUAUGGAGAGAAGUUUAAUGAUGAGAACUUCAAGCUGAAGCAUACUGGACCAGGGCUUCUGUCAAUGGCAAAUGCUGGUCCUGACACAAACGGUUCACAAUUCUUCAUAACAACUGUGACAACUAGCUGGUUGGAUGGUAGGCAUGUUGUAUUUGGAAAAGUGCUAUCUGGAAUGGACGUAGUUUACAAGGUUGAAGCCGAGGGAAGGCAGAAUGGGACGCCCAAGAGCAAAGUUGUUAUUGCGGACAGCGGCGAACUUCCUCUAUAAUUAUCCUCUUCAAUUUCCAAUCUACAAAGUCUAGCAACUUCAUAGUUAAUUUCCUCGCCCCGUUCAGUUCCCUGUAUGAGACGGUUUAAUACAAUAUAAAGUUGUGCCCUGUGUUUAUGGAUA